AUGGUUCUGAGAUCUCAUUGGAGUAUUCAUAAACAACUCUCUCACUACGUCGUCGAUACCGAUCAUUUCAGAGCACGAAUGGGAAUGCACAAUGUCUUUAUUACUGGUCAGUUCGCACUGCAAUUCUUUGAUCGCAAUAAAACCGGUGUUCCAUUCAAAUUACUAGAUGGAAGUGAUGCAGCAAUGGAAAUGUUCACUGAGAAAGAGCUCUAUGUUUUUGAUCCAUUGGGCACUUGUAUGUGUUGUAGGAAGAACGGAGGCUGUUCAACAGUAAGACUUUAUAAAAGAAUUAAAACAGAUGGCAGCAUCAGACGCAUCCAGGUAUCAUUUCUGGCAAACGAAUGGUAUCUUAACAAAGGCGGUGACAAAGAUUCCAUUGGCAAUGGUCUAUACACGGCAGGCACUCUCAAACAUUCACCAAAUACGGCCCAAAUGAACUUCAUCACAUGGAAUAAAGCUUAUUGUCUGUUUCCAAACGCUUUAUCUGAACACAGAAUUGUCCCUUUCGAAAAGAACGACAUCGAUCGUGCCAAACCUAACUCUUCAUCAGAUUAUGUCAAACGCGAUUGGACUUUAGAUACGACAUGGAAUGCCGAAAUGAAACCACUUCCACGAAUGCAAGCUGCUUUCAGAAGAAUUGGAGAUUCGCACACUUGGAAGAUCGACUUGCCAAAACUCAAAGUAAAUAGACGAGACAAAAAGUUACAGGACGGUCUUAUAGAGUGUUCAAAAUUUUGCAUCGAAGUCCCUGGAAGAUCGGCUCAUCAUCAUCAUCAUCAUCAUCAUCAUCAUCAUCAUCAUGAUGAGCGAACCUCUUUCGAAAUACUAGCAACCUGUGACAUUUCAAGAAAUACAAAUACAUCUACUCUAGCGCUUGGAAAACCCCAGAUUGUUACCACUGGACCCCACUUGGUUCUGACCUUAUGGAUUAGUUAG
This is a messenger RNA of Botrytis byssoidea, 936 nucleotides long. RefSeq lists its product as uncharacterized. The transcript is spliced from 3 exons. NCBI's taxonomy places the organism in Eukaryota, Fungi, Ascomycota, Leotiomycetes, Helotiales, Sclerotiniaceae. The record is from RefSeq and is a predicted model, not a curated record. The coding region runs from base 1 to 936 and encodes 311 amino acids.